AUGGCCCCUGGUAUUCAUCUUCCCGCCCUACUGGCUCUAGCAGCAGUGACAGGCCACGCCACUGCUGCUCCACACGCACGCGCCGGCGCAACAUGCAACACGGUCCAGUAUAAUUUCCCUGCUGGGACUAACAAGAAUGAUCCCCGCGCAGAAGCUGUGAAACAGGCUUAUGUGCGUGAGUGGAAUCAGUAUUCAAAAUAUGCCUUCCCCAAAGAUGAUCUUUUGCCGAUCACGCAUAAUGGCACAAAUGAUUUGUUUGGUUGGGGCGCGACUGUUGUGGAUGGCAUUGAUACUGCUAUUGUGAUGGGUCUUACCGAUAUCGUGGAGCAGCAGUUGAAGCAUAUUGCUUCAGUUGAUUUUACGAAAUCGGCUUAUAUUGUGGACUUUUUCGAUGUGAAUAUUCGAUAUCUCGGCGGACUUCUGAGUGCCUACGAUCUUAUCAAGAGUGGUGAUUUUGCUGGUUCCUACGAUGAUGAUCUCGUCGAGGCCCUGCUGUCGCAAGCCAAGUCUCUGGCCACAGCUAUUAGUCCCGUCUUUGACACCGUUACUGGUCUGCCUGCUGCGGAUCUCAACUUCUCGAGUCAACAAAUUGAGCAGAGCACUACUACCGUGAAUGGUGUCACUUACAAUAGCACCAACACCGCUCAGGCUGGAACCUUGAUUCUGGAGUACUAUCGACUCUCAGAUCUCACUGGCGAUGAAUCUUUCCGUCAGAAUGCUCAGAAGGCUGAGAAGUAUCUCAUUAACCCGAAUCCCGCCCCGGCAUUCCCUGGUCUCGUUGGUACCGAGCUGAACACCGAUACUGGUGACUUUAUCACCUUUGAUGGUGGCUGGGAAGCUGGAGUUGACAGCUUCAUUGAGUACCUGAUCAAGACUUAUGUCUAUGAUCGCGAUGACUCGUUCGCUUCCGAUAUGAAGGACUUCUGGAUCACCACUGCCGAGUCCAGUAUCCAAAAUAUCGCUCUUAGCCCCUACCAGAACCCACAGCUCACCUUCUUGUCUCAGUUAGAUACAGAUGGUAACAUCAUGUGGACUAUGGAUGACUACGCCUGCUUCGCCGGUGGUAACCUUUUGCUCGGUGGAAAAUACCUCGACCGCCCUGAUAUCACUGAUUUCGGUGUGAAGGUAGCUGAUAGCUGCCACUGGCUAUACAACCACACUCUGACCGGCCUAGGCCCAUCCAGCAUCGGUUGGUUCAACGGUAGUAACCAACCAUACGACUCAUCCUACAACACAUCCACAUACCGCGCCGAGGCCGCUAAGAACGGAGGCUAUUUCAUCGAAGACGCUGCUUAUGCCUCAUACCCUGAGCCUCUGGAAAGUAUCUUCUACGCGUACCGUGUCACGGGUGAUGAACGCUGGCAGGAGUAUAACUGGCAGAUCUUCAAUGCGCUGAAUACCACUCGCUCGAAGGCGGUGCCCUAUGCCGAGAUCACAGAUGUUAAUGCGCCAUAUGGUGGGGAGUUGUCGAAUUAUGUUGCCAGCUUCUACUUCGCUGAAGUAUUGAAGUACCUCUACCUUACUUUCGCCGAGCCGGAUGUUGUGAGUUUGGAUAAUUUCAUGGAGCUUUUCAACGCUGAGAUCAAGGAAGCGAUGGGUAGAUGGAACUCGGGGGAUAACCCGAAUUGUUAA
Molecule: messenger RNA, 1632 nt
Organism: Penicillium malachiteum
Lineage: Eukaryota; Fungi; Ascomycota; Eurotiomycetes; Eurotiales; Aspergillaceae
Product: glycoside hydrolase family 47 protein
Exons: 8
Coding region: 1-1632 (543 amino acids)
Biological process (GO): N-glycan processing; carbohydrate metabolic process
Cellular component (GO): endoplasmic reticulum; Golgi membrane
Molecular function (GO): mannosyl-oligosaccharide 1,2-alpha-mannosidase activity; calcium ion binding
Source: RefSeq, a predicted model, not a curated record